This is a messenger RNA of Linum trigynum, 2140 nucleotides long. The record is from the annotation of a GenBank genome assembly. NCBI's taxonomy places the organism in Eukaryota, Viridiplantae, Streptophyta, Magnoliopsida, Malpighiales, Linaceae.
UCCGUUUUCUGUUAUUUUAUUUCAAUUGGGAUGCAAAAAUGACACCUUAGGUUUUCAUUACUGAUCAUUAAAGAUUUAAAUAAUUUUGUUUGGUGAAGUGGUAUCCAUGGCUGUUGUUUGCUGGAUCUCGCGUUUGCUUGCUUUGUUGUCUCAGUGGUUGCGCGUUUUCGAGUUCAUGAUUAGAUUAGUCAUACCCUCUAAUUAAUUAAUUAAUUAAUACAUUCAUUAUAGUUUGGUCUUAACUAAUUUGGCAUGAUGAAUUCGAAAGUUUAGGACGCGUGUCCAAUCACAAAAUGAUGAGUGGUUGAGAAUAUAUUUUGGGACAUUAAUCUAAGUUGGUGCAAGAUUUGGUUUGGUUAGUUAGCAUCUCUUCUCGAAAAGAGUAGAGUCACAUAUUGAUUUUUUACGUACAAUCUUACCUAUAUGUGCAUGAACUAGUUAAUUUUAGGGUAUUGGCCGCAAACGAUCAUUCGAUGAGAAAUACGAGUACCAUAUCCCAAAAACACAUUUAUAUCCUCAAGAUAAACAAGGACAAUUUAAGUAAUAUGUAAUGUAGUUAACAAGGGUCGGUUUUACCAAUCAAAACACUUACGAUUAUGAAUAUCGGUGACCAUUUUACAACCAUUUAGGUUACGACUUUUGUUGAGUAAAAUAGUCACGCAGAUAGGAUAAAUGUUUUUGAAACUAACACUACGGGAAAAAAAGAAUCUUUCUUACGUACCCAACGUUGUGGCAGAGGCAUGGUGAAGAGGUUUGCUAGUCACAAAUAAAUCUCAACUACUUUUGACACAUUCAAAUAUGGAAAAACUAGAACCAUAUAUAUAUAUAUAUAUAUAUAUAUAUAUAUAUAUAUAUAUAUAUAUAUAUAGACUCAAUGAAGAUUAAAAGCCUAAUAUUUCACAAAAUUUCCAUACCCACAUACUUCUUUCAACUCUCUUCUCUCACUAAUCACUAUGGCCACCAAAUAUUUCUCCUAAAUCCCACUCAACAAUCAAAAAGCUUAAAUUUUUUUGAUUGCCCUCUCCUAUACAAAUGCCAUUGCAAGAAUUCCAAUACUAAUUAGCUCAUUCAUAAUUGGGUAAAAAGAAUGGGUUUAGAUGAUGAAAAUUGUGGUAUUAAUGUCACAAGAAGAUCAUCAUCCUCACCAUCUAAUGACACUAGAAGAAGAGCCACAUCAUUAUCUCAUUCUUCUUCUUCUUGUUCUUCUUCUUCUCCACUAAUGACCUAUUCCGUAAUUGUUAUUCUCAUGAUUAAUCUCACCAUCGCUUGCAAUGGAGAUGUUAGUAGCCAACAACAACAACAACAACAACAACAACAACCAAAAGUGUCGCUCACAAAGAUGGCAAGCGACACCGUUUCAGUGUUGAAGGCAUCAUAUAGAAGCUCCUGGGACAAAGUUAAAAAUGUGAUCCAUGACAUACAACUUCAGUUUUCUCCCCCUAAUUUAGAUUUUAGAAGCGAGGACCCAAAAGUUGGGAGUGGAGCGACCACAGACAGGGUGAUUGGGGCAGCGGAGAAAAGCGUAGAAGUUGGCAAGCACGCUGUCGAAGAAACGGCGGAAGUUGCCGCUAAGGUUGUCGAGACCACAAUGCAAGUGACAACCGACAAGGUCAAGGGCAAGAAAUCUAGCCAUGAAGAGCUUUAAUUUUAUGAAUCACAAUGAUGAUUAAUCAUCAUCAUCAUCUAUAAAUUAGAUUAAAAUCAUGUAUUUCACUAAUCAAAAGCAAAAUUCCUUCUCAUUUAUCCUCCUCUCUAUGAUCUCACUCUAGUGACUAGCUCGAUUUUGAUAGACAACAUAAUGUAAGUUCAAAAUUCGAAUCUCAUGUAUUUUUUUAACCAUACAACAAUUUUUUUUGGUAGUUAACUAUAUUGCAAUCAUCUAACCCCAUAAUCUAUUUGCAAAAUGUAUUUUGAUAGAACUCAUAGUCAUAAUCAUGUGUGUCAUCAUUUUUUAAUUUUCGUUAGAUACUUGAUAGUGAACAAGACUUGAUUUUUUUUUUGUUGGCAAAGUCAGUGUUGAAAAGAUAGUCACAAGGAGAAAGAAAGAAAAGCGCGGGAGUCGACCAAUAAUCGAACUCCCGAUUUAGUUUAGCAGCAAAUUAGAUUAGACCGUAUCGAACAAUAUAAGUUUUCAGAUUCC